Pomacea canaliculata is the source of this 3167-nucleotide messenger RNA. Its product is annotated as E3 ubiquitin-protein ligase TRIM33-like. Lineage: Eukaryota; Metazoa; Mollusca; Gastropoda; Architaenioglossa; Ampullariidae. The transcript is spliced from 7 exons. The coding region runs from base 130 to 1842 and encodes 570 amino acids. The record is from RefSeq and is a predicted model, not a curated record. Gene Ontology annotation, molecular function: zinc ion binding.
UCUACUCACCAAGAAACGGAAAUCCCCAAUGAAGAAGAACAAUCAAUACACGAGAGUCACGUGAUCUUUUGACGCAGACCAUCAUUGAGGCGUUCGUCUGUUCUAUUUCUUAAAGACUGGCAUUUUAACAUGGAGGUAGUAGUUCAACCACACGAGCGAGAGUGUGCUGUGUGCACCAAUGACUUCACCACACCAAAGAUUCUACCCUGUGGUCAUCUCCUGUGUCGACAAUGUGUCAUUUCCUGGAUGGACUCUAAAUCUGACGCUGGUUGUCCUCUGUGUACCUGUCCUAUAGUAGAGCAUCAAGGUAAUUCAUCUCAAAGUUCAGCUGAUGUUAUUGACGCCCUGCCUACAGACUCUGUGAUGGAAGCGAUAGUAGAAAGUUCUCGUGUGCUGGGAAAGGAUGACAUGUGCACUGUAUGUGAUGACGUCAGAGCUGAGUACAUCUGUAUGCAGUGCCUGGAAAAGAUGUGUCCAUCGUGUACUAAGAUACACAAGAAGAUGUUAGCUACCCGCAGUCACGAGGUGGAGAGUGUCAGCACUGUGACACCUGAACGUCUGGCUGCCAGCCGCCCUGCACUGUGUGCUGACCACGGCGACAAACAGGCGGAGGCAUUUUGCGCUGAUCAUCACCUUAGUAUCUGUGCAUCGUGUACCUCCAUCAAACACAGAACAUGUCUAGUUGUGAGAGAUAUCAACGACGAAAUGAAAGCGGCUGAAAAUGCACUUUGUGGUUUGACUGACCAGCUGGUUCAGGCCGAGUACAGUCUGAAGCAAGGUACAGAGCAGCUCGCCAUACGUCUUCAGAAGGUGGAGGACAUGGAACAAGAAGACAUGACACAGGUAGACAAGACAUGCGACAAACUUCAGAUCAUGGUGGAAAACUGUCGAAAAGAACUGAAAAAAAUGAUACAUGAUUCAAGUUUACAAGUGAAGAAUUCGUUAUUGGAAGUUAAACGAGAACUCGACAAACGUCUAGGGAAAGUGACGUCACACAGGAAUAUAGUGACGCGAGCUAGAGCUGUGGCGCCACGUGCGGGGCUAAUACACGUCACCCAGGCUCUGACAGACAGGGUCAACAGCCUUCACCUUAACGCCGAUGUAGAUGAACUGUCUUUGAUGACUCCACCUGAGAUAAGUGUGGAAUGCUACAACGAAUUGGAAAAAGCCAUAGAGAAUAAACUACAUCAAUUUCAACAACAACAACAACAACAACAACAACAACAACAACAACAACAACACACCAAACAAAAAGAGCAGCAAAGACAGGAAGUUAGCAUAUCAUUCAGAGCAAUCACCCAUGCCUACCUAAGUGACGAGUUGGACGCACAGCCACCAGUCCUUGUGUUCGACGACAACUGCGGAACCAACAUUCGUCUGACGAACGAUAACAGGACCGCGGAGAAGAUAAAUCAAGAUGACUUCCGUAACGGGGAGGUUGUGUCACGUGACGCUAUGGUGCCGAACGUCUUGUAUGAGGUCAGAGUGGACGCAGCAUCAUAUAAGAACAACAAGUUAACAUUGGGAGUGACAAGAAUUUCUCCUGCACGUCUCCCUGUGACAGAGUUGUCUGUAGACCUUAAUGAUACUAUUAUCAUCUCGUGCGGUGCGGUCCUCUACCAGGAAGAAUUUGCGUUGACCACGCUCGGAAAAGGUCUCGAGAGACUUGAAGUCGGGAGUCGAGUUGGGUUACUGGUGGACUCAUCAAACUACCUUCACCUCUACAUUAACGGACUGGACCAAGGUGUUGUUAAGCGUUUCACACCGCCCUGUUUUGCCAUCUUUAAUAUCUUCAGUUCAAUAACAAAGGUGACAGCCCUUCCUACAUCUACGAUGACAUAAGAAAUAUCAGAGAAGAAGGCUGAGACAGUAAAUGAUGUUCAUGUGUAAGUUACUGUUCACCUACAGUUAAAAUGUAGUUAAACCGAUCCACUCUUCUGUCCAGUUCCUCUCACUCGGUAACAAAGAUGUUGACGAUAGUAGCAGCCGACAGAUGUUUUGUACAACAGCGGAAAAGGUGGAAGAGUCACACACAUACAGACUGUGCUGGACUCUUUCAGGAAUACGGUCUCGAUUUAAUUAAUUUCCUCUGUUUCUGCUGUCCACUAACUAAAGUUAUUACUCACAUUUAAAUGAUUUUGUCAGACUUUGGAAUUCUGUUUGAUUCUAUCUAAGGUUUAAAGCGUGUUGCUCAUACAAGAUGAUUCGCUGUAAUCAUCAACAAGUAUGUACUGCGCAUGCGCUGAAUAAUUCAUUUUUUUAGGGUUACUGGAUUUCUAUUGUACUUAUUAGUUUUUCAAUAUACAUUGUGUUUUAACCUGUUAAUAGCCUUGUCAAUAUUACUAAAAUAUGUACAAUUCAGUUGUGUAUUUGUUCAAUAUAAUACAAAGCAAACGCUGUCCUGCGGUUAGGUAGAAAGAAGCUGUCAACUCCCCGAUACUUUGUCAGUGUAUUACUCUUUUACUAACAGUCCUGUUCUCUGUUCUUCAUACAACUGACCGAGCCAAACAAUGAGAGAUGACAUAAGAUUGUUGCACAUCUGUGUCCAGCCAUUUCUGUUUGGUGCCUAAUUAUCCUGUGGGGCCACACUCAUGGUGAUGUGUAACACUGCUUUUCAAAGUUCAGCUUUUUCUUUAAAUGAAUCAAACACAAAAAUAGACUAGAAACAUGGAAGGAGCGAGAUGCAGGAUAACACGAAACGCAUCUUGUUACCAGAACAUGGCAGGUGGUGUGAGCUUCUUCAUAACUAACACAUACACGGAAUGUACCGGUGUGUUCACACACUUGUAUACUGACCUUGUAACGAUAAGUAUCCGCUAAAUAAUUAUUCUACUUCUCCAAGGAAUUCAGCCCCAUUAUACCAGUGGGCUCAUAUUUAUAUACAGUAUAGACCUGAAGGACACACACCAACCUGUUUGAUGUAUGUGUGGAACAGCGAACAUCCAUAAGCCUAAUCAGGUGUGAAAUGGGUACCUGGCUCCUUAGGGGCUGUGGACAUAAGGCGAUGAUGUACACGGGGUGGGCGCCGCCUCAAAAAAACCAGAGAUAAGAGCUGUAACACCUUACUUCACUACAACUGUUAACAUUAUGUAAUUACCUUUGCUUCUUACUACACAUUUGUCAUCAAGUCUUGAAUUGUUGCAUGUAAUAAAGAUUUGAUUGAAAUG